CGGAACUUAUACCCUUCUUGUUCUUUUUACAAUAAAGUAUUGGCAUUAAUUUCGAUUAUCCAUAUGCAUGGGAUGAACUGUUGGCCAAUGCCUUUUUUUACGGGAAAAACCGAUUAUAAAUCAACCUCAACUCCAGGAAGUGGUAGUUCGAAGUCGAGGUAUUCGGCCGUGGAAAAUGGAAUGUCUAGAGAUGACCACCAUUAUGAUCAUAGUGAUGUGGAUGAAAGUGGUGAACCUAAAACUUCAUCAUCUAAUUAUGCCUACGAAAAUAUAGACAGACUGAGUAUAGAAUUAUCUUUGUUUUUGAUACCUGAUGAAAACUUUGGUUAUGGAUGGCAAGGGGAUGUGCUAGGGGCACCAAUAUAUUAUAGAAAACAGCUUAGGUCACCAACAUCAGUAAUGAAAGAACUUGAGAAAAGAUUAGAAAUUCAACAUAUACUAAUAGGUAAACUACAAGAAGAACGAAAACAAUCCAGACGUUAUAAAUUUAUGCACAUGGCCUCCACCCAGACUGAUGGUCUUAACAAUAAAGAAUCUUUUAGUCAAGAAACACAAACUGAUGAAGAAGAAAAGAGUUUUGUUACUUUCAGUUCGUUGGAAAUGGAAAAUUUGAAACUACACGAAGAAAAUUUCCGUUUGUCAGAUGAGGUUCAAGAAUUAAAACGGCAGUUAGCAGCUUUACAAAUUCCUUCACAGCAUAGCUUGACUAUUGUAAGAAAAACAGUUUGUGUUGAUCUAUAUAGCCCAGGAGGAUCAAGUAUUAUUGAAAGUAUUGAAGAUAGUUUUAAAAAAGAGUUGCAGACCAAAUUACACAGAAAACGCAUUGACUUGACCUAUAACUUAAUACAUGCCCAUGAACAGAACCAGUUGAGAGAACCAUCUAUUGUUUUAUGUCCUUCCUUCUCCAGACUAGGAACUGAUGUUAGAUCAGUCUUUUCUGCUAUACAGGAUUGUGGAAGAGGUACAGUAUUGGUUGUAAUACAUUAUAAAGAUGAACAUAGUUUAAACAAAGUUAAAAGUGAACAGAUGCUAUCUUCAGAAUACAGCCAUCUAUCAGCUAUAUUAGAUAUGGCAUAUUUCAGUAAAAAAGGUUUUUAUGACUGUCAAUUUAACCGAAACACUUUUGAAGAACUGUCUGCUUUCCUUAUCAAUUUUGCUGCAUAAAUUCUCUUUCAAAGUCAAGGUCGUAGCCUUUGAUAUGCAGAGAAGUCUGAACAAGGUUCUAACAUAAGCUAAGGACAGACUGAGUGAAUUUCUUAGCUGGUACUUCAGCCUAACUAUUUGACGUUGAAUUCAAUAACUCCCUGAAAAUUAAAUUACUCCCAUGCAAGACACUUAGUCACAUGAUAAAAAUAUGGUCCAGAAAAAAGCGAAAAGUGCAGUUGCACUAGGAUAUCUUUUGGUUUUAUGGUGAAUGGUUUUCAAGACUCUCAUAACAUAAUUAAUUCCUCUUCCUUUUUCUGCACUCCACAUUACAUCACUGGAGGUCACCAUUUAAUUUGUCAUGUGACGCAUAAAAAGUAAUAUUAUAUUUACACACAGAUAUUAAUGCAUGAUUUGCAAAUCAUGACAUUAUGAUACAAGGCCUAUGAUAUCAGUUUACUGCCUAAUUUCCUCUUAAUGUUUUGAUGAAUUUUUCUAAUAUUUGUAGAUAAGAAAAUAUUAUUACUUGC
This is a messenger RNA of Lottia gigantea (owl limpet), 1673 nucleotides long. RefSeq lists its product as hypothetical. The record is from RefSeq and is a predicted model, not a curated record. NCBI's taxonomy places the organism in Eukaryota, Metazoa, Mollusca, Gastropoda, Lottiidae. The transcript is spliced from 5 exons. The coding region runs from base 64 to 1164 and encodes 366 amino acids.